AUGGCGCGGGAGGAGGAAGGACCCGCAAUGAUGGACGCCGCGGGGCGACGCCUCCGCGUGGUCUCCGCGCACCUAGAGCCGCAGGCCGGCGCCACCGCGAGCCUCGCCGCUAACCCCACCGCCGGCGAGUACGCCCACGUGCAGGGCUACAGCGUUGUUCUGCCUGAAAAGUUGCAAACUGGAAAGUGGAAUGUGUACCGAUCUGCAGAGUCACCUCUGCGUUUAAUUAACAGAUUUCCUGCUACUCCAGACAUUGGAACACUGCAUGAUAAUUUUGUGUAUGCAGUUGAGACUUUUACAGAUUGUAGAUAUCUGGGUACAAGAGUGUGCGCUGAUGGAGCAGUUGGAGAUUACAAAUGGAUGACGUAUGGAGAAGCUAGUACAAGCAGGUCUGCAAUAGGUUCUGGUCUUAUUUAUCAUGGAACAUCUGAAGGUGCACGCAUUGGUCUGUAUUUUAUAAACAGACCUGAGUGGAUCAUAGUUGAUCAUGCUUGUGCUGCAUAUUCAUAUGUAUCUGUGCCACUUUAUGAUACUCUUGGUCCAGAUGCAGUUCAGUUCAUUGUGAACCAUGCAACAGUAGAAGCUAUUUUCUGUGUGCCUCAAACGCUAAGCACUCUGCUAAGCUUCCUAACUCAAAUGCCAUGUGUUCGUCUUAUAGUGGUAGUUGGUGGAGACAAUGCAAAUAUGCCAUCUGCAACAGCAGCUGCUGGAGUGGAAAUCAUAACUUACUCCAGGUUACACAGCCAGGGAAAGAUGAGUUCUCAAACUUACCGUCCUCCAAAACCUGAAGAUGUUGCCACUAUCUGCUACACGAGUGGCACUACUGGCACACCAAAGGGAGCUGUUCUUUCUCAUGAGAACUUAAUAGCGAAUGUUGCAGGAUCAAGCUUGGGCGUUAAGUUUUACCCCUCCGACGUGUAUAUCUCAUAUCUACCUUUAGCUCACAUCUAUGAGAGAGCUAACCAAAUUGCACUGCUUCACUAUGGUGUUGCCAUUGGAUUUUACCAAGGGGAUAAUUUGAAGCUGAUGGAUGAUUUGGCUGCUUUGAGACCAACCGUAUUCGCAAGUGUUCCCCGGCUAUAUAACAGAAUUUAUUCUGCAAUCACAAAUGCUGUGAAGGAUUCCGGUGGGCUAAAAGAAAGAUUAUUCCGUACUGCGUACAACGCCAAGAGACAAGCACUUAUGAAUGGACGAAAUCCUUCCCCAAUGUGGGAUAAGUUGGUAUUUAAUAAAAUAAAAGCUAGGCUUGGUGGACGAGUGAGGCUUAUGACUUCAGGCGCUUCUCCAUUGUCAGCAGAUGUAAUGGAAUUCCUAAGAAUAUGCUUUGGUGGUGAGGUUCUUGAAGGCUAUGGAAUGACAGAGACAUCUUGUGUCAUCACUACAAUGGAUAUUGGUGACAAAUUAAUUGGUCAUGUUGGAUCACCAAACCCUUCCUGUGAGGUUAAACUUGUGGAUGUCCCAGAAAUGAAUUACACUUCUGAGGAUCAACCAUAUCCUCGUGGAGAAAUCUGUGUUAGAGGACCUACAAUAUUCCGCGGUUACUAUAAAGACGAAGUCCAAACAAGAGAUGUCAUUGACAAUGAUGGCUGGUUGCACACUGGAGACAUAGGUUUGUGGCUGCCUGGAGGGCGUCUAAAAAUUAUAGAUAGGAAAAAGAACAUUUUCAAGUUGGCUCAAGGAGAGUACAUAGCUCCAGAGAAGAUUGAGAAUGUGUACGCUAAGUGCAAGUUCAUUGCUCAAUGCUUUAUAUAUGGUGAUAGUUUCAACUCUUUUCUAGUUGCCAUUGUAGCAGUUGAACCAGAUGUUUUGAAGGCUUGGGCUGCAUCAGAAGGAAUACAAAGCGAGGAUUUAAGACAGCUUUGUGCUGACCCAAGAGCAAAAGCUGCUGUCUUGGCUGACAUGGAUUCUAUUGGAAAGGAAGCACAGCUAAGAGGUUUUGAAUUCGCCAAAGCUGUUACUCUUGUUGCUGAACCAUUCACAGUAGAAAAUGGUCUCCUCACCCCCACGUUCAAGUCAAAAGACCGCAAGCUAAGGCCUAUUUCGCGAAAGAACUCGCAGAUAUGUAUGCACAGCUGCGUGACGCCGAAUCAGCUAGGCAGAAGUUGUAAUUAA
Triticum turgidum subsp. durum (durum wheat) is the source of this 2112-nucleotide messenger RNA. NCBI's taxonomy places the organism in Eukaryota, Viridiplantae, Streptophyta, Magnoliopsida, Poales, Poaceae. The record is from the annotation of a GenBank genome assembly.